This is a messenger RNA of Syngnathus acus (greater pipefish), 3001 nucleotides long. It is a transcript of the gene cyp26b1, whose product is annotated as cytochrome P450 26B1. The transcript is spliced from 7 exons. Gene Ontology annotation, biological process: sterol metabolic process. The record is from RefSeq and is a predicted model, not a curated record. Gene Ontology annotation, molecular function: monooxygenase activity; iron ion binding; heme binding. NCBI's taxonomy places the organism in Eukaryota, Metazoa, Chordata, Actinopteri, Syngnathiformes, Syngnathidae. The coding region runs from base 184 to 1722 and encodes 512 amino acids.
GACUGACGCACACACGCACAGUGCGCCCACACGCGCGCGCCCACAGAAGCAGCAGCCGAAGCAUCCUCCGCGCCUCCUCCUCCUCCCUGCGCUCGUCAUCAUCAUCUUCACCUUCACGCGAGCGGCAUGAGGUGGUCCGGCUGCUAGGAGCUCGUCGCGUCCCCUCCCACCCCCGGCCCCAGCAUGCUCUUCGACACCUUCGACCUGCUGUCUGCGCUGGCCGCGCUGGCGGCGUGCGCGCUGUGCGUAGCGCUGCUGCUCGCCGUGUCACAGCAGCUGUGGCAGCUGCGCUGGACCGCCACGCGGGACAAGAAGUGCAAGCUGCCCAUGCCCAAGGGCUCCAUGGGCUUCCCUUUCAUCGGCGAGACGUGCCACUGGCUCCUGCAGGGUUCGAGUUUCCACGCCUCGCGGAGACAAAAGUACGGCAACGUGUUCAAGACGCACCUGCUGGGCCGCCCGCUGAUCCGUGUGACGGGCGCCGAGAACGUGCGCAAGGUGCUGAUGGGCGAGCACACGCUGGUGACGGUGGACUGGCCGCAGAGCACCGCUGCCCUGCUCGGACCCAACUCGCUCGCCAACAGCAUUGGCGACAUCCACCGCAAGAGGAGGAAGGUGUUUGCCAAAGUGUUCAGCCAUGAGGCCUUGGAGUCGUACCUGCCCAAAAUCCAGCAGGUGAUUCAAGAGAGCUUGCGAGUGUGGAGCUCCAACCCCGAGCCCAUCAAUGUCUACAGGGAGAGCCAGAGGUUGUCCUUCACCAUGGCCGUGAGGGUGCUUCUGGGAUUUCGGGUCUCCGAGGAGGAGAUGAAGCACUUGUUCUCCGCCUUCCAGGACUUUGUCAACAAUCUCUUCAGCCUACCCAUCGACAUGCCCUUCAGCGGCUAUAGGAAGGGUCUGCGAGCUCGCGACAAGCUGCAGAAGAGCAUCGAGAAAGCCAUCAGGGAGAAGCCGCUGUGUACGCACGGCAAAGACUACAGCGACGCUCUGGACGUCCUCAUGGACAGCGCCAAGGAGAACGGCGCCGAGCUCACCAUGCAGGAGCUCAAGGAGUCCACCAUCGAGCUGAUCUUCGCCGCCUUCGCCACCACGGCCAGCGCCAGCACCUCCCUCAUUAUGCAGCUCCUGCGCCACCCGCCGGUCCUGGAGCGCCUACGGGAGGAGCUGAGGGGGCGGGGCUUCCUCCAUAACGGCCGCCUGUGCCCCGAAGGCGAGUUGCGUCUGGACACCAUCGUCAGUCUCAAGUAUCUGGACUGCGUCAUCAAGGAGGUCUUGAGGCUCUUCACGCCCGUCUCAGGGGCUUACCGGACCGCCAUGCAGACCUUUGAACUUGACGGGGUGCAGAUUCCAAAAGGCUGGAGCGUGAUGUACAGCAUCCGAGACACCCAUGACACGUCGUCUGUCUUCAAGGACGUGGACGCCUUCGACCCCGACCGCUUCAGCCAGGAGCGCGGCGAAGACAAAGAGGGGCGCUUCCACUACCUGCCCUUCGGCGGCGGCGUGCGUUCCUGCCUGGGCAAGCAGCUGGCCACGCUCUUCCUCCGCCUCCUGGCCAUCGAGCUGGCCAGCACCAGCCGCUUUGAGCUGGCCACGCGACACUUCCCCCGCGUGAUCACCGUGCCCGUGGUCCACCCGGUGGACGGGCUGAAGGUCAAGUUCUACGGCCUGGACUCCAACCAGAACGAGAUCAUGGCCAAGUCGGAGGAGCUGCUCGGAGCCACCGUGUGAAGGCGUCGAUGGGGGCGAUUGAAGGAGGGAAAAGAAGGACGCCACAUUUUCGGACUAAUAGGAACAUUUUUUUUUCAUCUCCUGUUCCGACGGAAGAGGAAUAAGCUGCCAUAAGGAUUCUGCUCUCAACUUAACAAAAAAGUGAUGGAAUAUCUUGGGAAUGCAUCGAGGGGUGCCGGGGAAAUGAGGUGUUAGGCAAGGUGGAUCAAACAGGGUAUCGGAGAACAGGAAGCAAAGGCUUUGGGGAAUUUGCUUCAUCCAAAUUGGUCAAUCAUCGGAGCAGGGUAAACAGGGGUGACAAAGAUCCAGUCGUCCGGACGCAAAAAAAAAAAUCAAAAGUAAAAUGUGAGCUAAAGUGUCGAGUUCAACUGCAUUCCCAAUGACUGAAAAUCACCUCGGUCUGGCUUCGGAAAUGCCUUUGGAAAGUUCGCUGCCUCCCAGCCUCCCCAUUGGCUAAAUCUCCCCGCCUGCUCAUUUCCGACAUUAUUUCAUUGGAAAGUCGCCGAAGAGGGAGCGCGUCGGAAGCAAACGAGCACCCGCUGCUUCCGAUGUACAUCGCUCACAGCUAGCAUCGCAAACACCGGCGAGUGAUGAACACAAAAAUGGCCCACUUGACAUGUAAACGCUGCUCGUCCUUGUCUUGUCGUCGUGUUCGUUCUUGAAUGUCGCUCCCGCUUUGAUGCUCCUCGCAAGCACGUCGAUAAAAAUAAAAGAAAAUCAUUCCAUCCCGGCGUCCCUCAAACCAACCAAAAGCCCGAGCGGCGCGGACCAAUGAGGUUUGAGGGGCGGGGCACGGGGAACGACCAAUAGCGUGGCUCGCCGUCCUGUCUUAACACACCACUGACUUGUUCAGGAAAACACAUGACGAGUAUUCUCUUUGCUGCUUCUUUGUGGACGUCGUCUCACGGAGACGUUGAGAUGUCCAAACGUGUUUGUUUUUGUCAAACUCACUUUGUCUCACGAGAUACACGUUAGUGAGCGCGAGCUAGCUAACUAGCUUGCUAGCGCAAUCAAUGAAACUAAUCAACGGUCAAGUACGUACAGUACACACGCGUCAGUAUCUAAUUUGAAGGUCUGCAUUUUGUAUAAAUCAACACAAAAAAAAACAGCGUUCACAUGCUACUGUUUGAAAUCGUGUCAUACUCAAGCAAGCUCGCAAACCGCGGGAAAAAAAAAUCAGCUAUCGACUAAUAACCUAACAUUAUAAUGUUAUUAUUGUUGUUCUACUUUUUAUUCUACCACAGAGUGAUUUUAGUUUUGAGCCGAAAUGAAAAAAAAA